Molecule: messenger RNA, 2617 nt
Organism: Westerdykella ornata
Lineage: Eukaryota; Fungi; Ascomycota; Dothideomycetes; Pleosporales; Sporormiaceae
Exons: 2
Biological process (GO): positive regulation of DNA-templated transcription
Cellular component (GO): Set1C/COMPASS complex
Source: RefSeq, a predicted model, not a curated record
UAUGCAUCAAAUGCGCACAGCUUGCUAGCAAGUUGUCACAGUUGUUCCCUCAAUUACACGGGCAACAGCUGUGCAUCGCUCUCACCGUCAACUUCGAGUCCCCACUUGCGCCGGCCGCCAAGCAAUCGUUGCUUCACUCGCGAGCCGCCUUUCUCUUCAAGCCGCCUCCACAACCGCGCUUCCACCCACGCUCCCACAUCUCCCUCGCCAUGCGGGUUCUGCAAUCCAAUCAUUCAUAACUCCUCCCAGCGUUGUCUUCCCCUCUCCAUCCUUGAACCCCACGGCGCGGAUGCCGAAACUCGAUACAAGCAUGGCCAGCAUCAACUCUCUACUUAACCACGGGCCUGCACCCGCCGACCAACGACGCUCGUCCUUUUCAUCAGCUUCCCACGAAUCUCCCCCUACCGAACAGCAGAUUUCGUCCUACCCCGCCACCACGUACGAAGCUGCCGCCGCUCUCACUGCGCUCGCAACUUCGGGUGCGCCAGACCUCCAAUAUGUCCCUGUUUUCAGCCGCGGGCUACCCUCUCCUACCGCCUUUUCACAUCCACUUCCUCGAGCGCGACGCACAAGCAGUUUUGGGUCAUACAUCGCACCUGUCGAGCCCUCCCCGCCCAUCGAACAGGCCCAGUCGCACUCUCCCACACUACACCAGUAUCAUCAUGACCCGAGGUCGCCGGAGGAGCACAGACGUAGGUCGUCGCUGAUAAACGUGCCGUCUCCUGAGGUGGUUCUUGCGCCCAUCCAUAAUCAUAGUGGCGCUACGCUCGACGAGCCGCAACAUGCAUCAGGCAUCUAUGGAACGACCGUGUCAUUCGAGGGACAUUCACAAACAAAGUAUGGGACAGAUGUGUCACAGUCGGUGCAAGACGGUGAACCCGGUUUGGACAGAACACAGAAUCGCGAACCAGCCUUUGUGCGCGACGAGCCCACGACGAAGCAGAUCCGCAAGGCGGAGUCGGCAGGGCAGACGCCACUUCAUCUCUCAACCGAUGCUGCUCUGAAGCAAGAACAGACUGAACCAUCGCCAUUGCCUGUUAUCAAAGACGAGCCGUCUGGUACACCGAGUGGUAUUGCGCCAGAACGGCGAAACUCACUCUCUUGCCUAUCAACAGAGAAACGACCAUCUAUCACGACGAAUGGUGUGGACCAAGAGACACUGAAGACUAUAGAAGCAUUGAAGCAGAACGAUCUAGGUCUUCGUACAAAGAAGUCGGUCACCGCGACUGAGAGCACAGUGGAAGCGAAACCCGCUCCUGCGCCCUCGAAAAAACGCCCUGCACCGGGUGCCUCCGCUAUCAAGAAGAAAGGAACCGCCGCGUUAAAGAAACCCGCUCCGAAGAGGCGCAAGCUAGAUGCCACCGAGUCGGAAUCGAAAGCACGGUCCGGGACACCUACAUCUCGAGCAAAACCAAAAAGCGGGAGGAAGGGCAGUACUCCGGCGGGAUCCUCGCCUGCGCCCGAAUACGCACGUUCCUCUCCAGCUCAUGCUUCAGAUGAUGAGGAGGAGCAGGGCUCGUCUGAUGACACCGCUCUAUACUGCAUUUGCCGCAAACCCGAUAAUCAUAGGUGGAUGAUCGGCUGUGAUGGCGGUUGCGACGACUGGUUCCACGGUUCGUGCGUGGAUAUGGUACAGUCGGACGAGGACCUGGUGGACAAAUUCAUCUGUCCGAAUUGCGAGGCUGCUGGGAGGGGAGAAACGACGUGGAAGCCCAUGUGCCGGAGAGAAGGGUGCAGGAAGCCUGCGCGACUGACGAAAGGACAAGAAAGCAAGUACUGCUCUGAUGAAUGCGGGGUAAAGUUUUUCCAGGAGCAGUUGGAGAGGACGGCAGGGGCGGGGAAGAAGGUUUCAGGUACAAAGAAGGCGAAGAAGAAAGGGGCGAAGGAUGGAGAGACGCAAAGUCGUGCAUCUGAUGGCGAGGACGAGGAACCUAUUCCCCUGGGUGGCGUCAUCCGGGCGAAAGAUCUCAAAGCGCUCGUCGUUGCAAGCAAAGACGUUGAAGCCUUCAAGCGGUUAGGUUCCGGCGUCCUCUCCCCUCCUCAUACCGCGUCCCCUCCCCAAGCAGGCUUCGACGGCGACGCGGAAAACGAAGACAUUCUCUUCACGCCCUCCGAACGUGAGCACCUCAACGCCCUGCGCCGAGAAAAGGACCAACUCAAACUCAAACUGGACGUCAUGAAAGAUCGCGAGAAAUUCGUCAGCAUGGCGCGUGAGCAAGCUUCGCGGUUAGCAGAGAGAGAAAAGAUCAAGGUUAAGGAGUUCUGUGGGUACGACGCUCGGCUGAGUUGGUCAGACCCCGAGUUUGCGAGGUGGAGGAGUAGUCGAGUAGGGAGGGCGGCGUUCAAGUUUAAUACGUUGGCGCCGAGUGAUGAGCAACUUGCCUCUGUGGAGGAGGAGGACGCGAAUGGGGAUAGGAAAGAUGUCGUCUGCCUGAGGAAACGCUGUGCCAAGCAUCCGCAGUGGCAGAAGUUGAAUCUCCAGGAUGCGCGGUUCGAGGAACUUGAAGUGGUGGAAGCGAUUCGGGAGUGUGAAAAGAGUGAAAAGGCAGUCAGGGAAAGGGGGAGGAGGAGGGCGAGGAAGGAUGAUAUGGAGAAGGAGUUGAGAGGGGCCCAGGGG